AUGUCCUCGCCGGACGCCUCUGCCGUCUUGAUCGGCGACAUCGGCGGAACAAACAUCCGACUGGUCCUCGUGCCAGAUGCUCUGUGUGGCUCGCGGCCGCGUCCUCUGCACAGCGUGCGUUACCAAACAGCCGAGUUUGCGCACCUGCGCGACGCGCUGGCGCGCUUCGUCGCCGAGCUCCCGGCCGGACUGGCGCGGGUGACGGCGGCCGCGCUCUCAGUGUGCGGGCCUGUGGUGGAGGGCAGUGCGAUUUGCAUGGCAGAGUCCAUGGGCGCCUCUGGGUGGCGGCUGGACGAGGCCGACCUCGCCUCCUCCCUCGGCGUCGGUCCCUGCCGGCUGCGGCUACUGAACGACUUUGUCGCGGUCGGCCUGGCGCUCGCAGCCGUUCCGGCGGCCGAGCGCGUGACUGUGCACGCGGGGUCGCCGCUGCCCGGACGGCCGGUGGCGUGCCUAGGCCCUGGCACCGGCCUCGGCUCAGUGUGCCUCGCGUGGCCAGACGGCGACGGCGCCCCACUCGUGCUUCCCUCCGAGUGCGGCGAGGCAGACUUUGCAGCUCGCUCUGCGGCGGAGUGGGCGCUCCGCUCGCACAUCGCCGGCAAAUUGGGCGUGCGGCACGCGGAGCACGUCGUCUCCGGCCUCGGCUUGCGCCGGAUCUACGACUUUCUGCGCAGCGACGCGGCCGAUGCGGCGGCGCCAAACGGCGCGGCGGAAACCAGCGGAACGGCGGCUGCGCACGAGGUGGAGGCUGCGGUGCGGUCGGCAGCGGAUCCGUCGGCCGCCAUCGCCAGCCGCUGCACUCCGGGCGAGCCGGGCGCGGACGCGACGUGUGUUGCGGCGAUGGAGAUGCUGAUCAGCGCGCUCGGCGCCGAGGCUGCGAACGCCGCCCUCCGCUUCCAGGCGCACGGCGGCGUCUUCCUCGCCGGCGGGGUCACCGCCAAGCUCGCGGCGCGGCUGGGCGCCGGCAGCGCACUGCGCGACGCGUACCUGGGCAAGGGCCGGUCCGUCGCCGCGUACGAGGGCUGCCCCCUCUACCUCGUCACCAGGGAGGGGGACGAGCUCGCGCUCGACGGCGCGUGGGAGUGUGCGCGGCGGGCCUUCCAGCCCGUGCCUCGCCCGCCGCCCGCCUCCCGCGGAGUACCGCUCGAGGUGUGCGUGGACUGCGUGGCGUCGGCGGUGGCGGCGGAGAGGGGGGGCGCCUCCCGCCUCGAGCUCUGCGCGAACCUGCUCGAGGGAGGGACGACGCCGUCGGUGGGCCUGCUGCGCGUCGUGCUGCGCACGUGCUCCCUGCCGGUGCACGCGAUGGUGCGGCCGCGCGGCGGCGACUUUCUGUACAGCGAGGCGGAGCUCGAGGUGAUGCGCGAGGAGAUCCGCGAGAUCAAGCGCGCCGGCGCGGCCGGCGUCGUCCUCGGCGCCCUCCGCGCCGACGGCAGCGUCGACGAGCCAGUGCUGCGCGAGCUCGUCUCGCUUGCGGCGCCUCUGCCUCUCACCUUUCACCGCGCGGUCGACGUGGCCGCCGACCCGGUGGCGGCGGUCGAGGCGUGCGUCCGCUGCGGCGUGAGGCGGGUCCUCUCCUCGGGAGGGGCGCCCGACGCCACGGCCGGCGCGGCGGUCCUCCGGCGGAUGGUGGCGGCGGCGGGCGGGCGGCUGACAGUCGCCGCCGCGGGCGGGCUGAGCGAGGGCAACGCCGCGUCCAUCGCCGCCGCGUCGGGCGCGGACGAGGUGCACGGCUCGCUCCGCUGCGUGCAGGGCAGCGCCAUGCUGCACCGGCCCGAGACCCCGGUGUACAUGGGCUCUCAAAAGGUCCAUGGGCGAGAGACGGAGUUUGAGACAAAGGUGGCGGACCGCGAGCGGGUCGCGGCCGCCGUGGCGGCGCUUCAAACAGUGUACAGUGGCCGGCGGCCGGCGGUGGAGUGA
This is a messenger RNA of Emiliania huxleyi CCMP1516, 1914 nucleotides long. RefSeq lists its product as hypothetical. Gene Ontology annotation, molecular function: D-glucose binding; glucokinase activity; copper ion binding. The record is from RefSeq and is a predicted model, not a curated record. Bases 1 to 1914 code for a protein of 637 amino acids. The transcript is spliced from 2 exons. Gene Ontology annotation, biological process: glycolytic process; glucose 6-phosphate metabolic process. NCBI's taxonomy places the organism in Eukaryota, Haptophyta, Isochrysidales, Noelaerhabdaceae.